AUUCUGUCUAGGCUCUAGCCUGACUUACAAUUAUUUCAUUCUCCCUAAAUCGAAUUAAAUAUCGAGCUUGUGGAAGUUCUGCCAGCUAACACUCAGUCUGUAGCAGUUUUUUCUGCUAGUUGUGGUAACCGUUUCGGAAAGUAAAAUGGAAACACUGUCACAUUUUGGAAUUCAUUUCACCAUAUCACUUUGCAUUUGGUGUGUGGUUGUCUGCUCUGCCGCUGCCUUGGCGUCAGGUUCAAGUUAUUUGGUGGACGAUAGUGGAGGACUUGGACCACGAUUUGAUGGCAUCGGUGGAAUAAGUGGAGGAGGGGCCACCUCAAGACUUCUUGUCAGCUAUCCGGAUCCAGAGAGGAGCCAGAUCUUGGAUUAUCUUUUUUCACCCAACUUUGGUGCAGCCCUUCAUAUUUUGAAGGUUGAAAUGGGAGGAGAUGCAGAGAGUGGAAUAGGAACAGAGCCAUCUCACAUGCACUCCCCUGACGAUGAGAACUAUCAAAGAGGAUACGAAUGGUGGCUCAUGAAGGAGGCAAAGAAGCGGAAUCCAAACAUCAAGCUGUACGCCCUGCCAUGGGGCUGGCCAGGGUGGGUAGGUAACUACACCAACAGCCCUUACACCGACAUCAAGCAGGCCAUCGGGUAUGUCAUGAAAUGGCUGCAAGGAGCAAAGACAGUGCAUGGAUUGACCAUUGAUUACCUAGGCAUAUGGAAUGAAAGAGCUUACAACAAAGACUAUAUAAAGCAGUUACGCCAAACGCUAGACUCCAGCGGCAUGAUGGGAACUCAAAUAGUCGCUGCCGAUGGGGGCGCCUAUGGGGGCCAGGCCAUCAGUAAAGAUAUCCUUGACGACAAGGAUCUUGCUAAAGCUGUUGAAAUCUUGGGAUUUCAUUAUCCUGGUACAUACGUGACUAAAUACACCACAGAGACAAGAAAAACGUUAUGGUCUAGUGAGGACUACAGUACAAAAAAUGACAACAUAGGAGCAGGAUGCUUGGCAAGGAUACUGAACCGGAACUAUGUGAAUGGGAAUAUAACAAGUACAAUAUCGUGGAACCUAAUUGCUAGCUACUAUGGGUCUUUGCCCUACGAUCGCUGUGGGCUAAUGACGGCUAGAGAGCCUUGGUCAGGCAACUACGCGGUGGAAGGCCCUAUCUGGGUUACUGCACACACCACCCAGUUCACCUUGCCUGGCUGGAAGUAUUACUUACGAGGAUCAGGAGCAGGUCACCUAGACCAGGGAGGAAGCUAUGUCAGUCUUACUGAUGGCAAGAACUUCACCAUCAUCAUAGAAACCAUGACACGCGAUCAUUCAAAAUGCAUCCGUCCCUUUCUGCCACCAUACACUGUAAAAACACAGACUGCUAGCUUCACCCUGAAAGGCAUGUUUGCCUCUGUCAAGUCUCUCAAUGUGUUCUACUCCAAGCCUGGCUAUGGUGGGAAUUCUUCAGUUUAUUUCAUGAAGAAAAGUCCUGUUCAAGUUGUAAAUGGUCAGUUCAAUUUGACCCUUGACCCUGAUGAGAUCUACACACUGACCACUCAGGCCGUUGGUAUGAAGGGCAAAUACCCUGACCCUCCCCAAACUAAGCCCUUCCCGACCAUGUACACAGACAAUUUUGAUGAGUACCCAAUCUACAGUGAGGCUAGCUAUUUUACAGACCAAGCUGGUUGCUUUGAAAUCCGAGACUCCGGGAACAUCAGUCACAACCUCGUCAUGCAACAAGUGGCAACCUCCUUCCCAGUCAAUUGGUGCAUUGACGCCCAUCACCCAAUCUCGGUGAUUGGAAACCAUACGUGGCGUAAUGUGAGCUUUAGCAUUGACGUUCAUGUCUUGCCUUCGUCUGGAGCUAUCCUUGCUCUCCGUGUGAAUGCUGGCGGCUGUGGGGCAGCAGGCUCGGAAGGAAUCUACUUCUGGCUUGGUGGUAGUGGGAAGUACAAUGUAACCACGGACAUGGAAGGGAGAGAUGUCGUGAAGAGUGGUACAGCUCCCAUGAUCGGCCAUACCUGGUCUACAGUUCAACUAACUGUCAUUGGUAGGGAGGCCAAGGGGUCUGUGAAUGGUGUUGAGGUGUUUGACUGGGUCAACAUCCCUACAGUACUACCUCACCAUGGAUGGAUCGCUAUAGGAACACCAGACUAUUCUGCAGCUCAGUUUGAUAACUAUGCCAUCCAUUCUGCAUCUUGACGAUCAGCCAUAGACGAAAUACUUCAUGCAUGGCUGAUUGUCAACGAAACAGAGUUAA
Molecule: messenger RNA, 2237 nt
Organism: Strongylocentrotus purpuratus (purple sea urchin)
Lineage: Eukaryota; Metazoa; Echinodermata; Echinoidea; Camarodonta; Strongylocentrotidae
Product: galactocerebrosidase
Exons: 15
Coding region: 146-2179 (677 amino acids)
Biological process (GO): galactosylceramide catabolic process
Cellular component (GO): lysosome
Molecular function (GO): galactosylceramidase activity
Source: RefSeq, a predicted model, not a curated record